Molecule: messenger RNA, 1506 nt
Organism: Aedes aegypti (yellow fever mosquito)
Lineage: Eukaryota; Metazoa; Arthropoda; Insecta; Diptera; Culicidae
Gene: ATP6AP2
Product: renin receptor
Exons: 5
Coding region: 120-1079 (319 amino acids)
Biological process (GO): positive regulation of Wnt signaling pathway
Cellular component (GO): membrane; external side of plasma membrane
Molecular function (GO): signaling receptor activity
Source: RefSeq, a predicted model, not a curated record
CAUAUCGGAAAACGGAACGAACAAAUCGAUAACAGAGCAGAGGAAAACGGGUUACACUCGAAACGUUGUGGAAAUCGGGAACGUCAUAUGAUCACUGGUGCAAAAGUUUGAGCUGCAAAAUGGCACGGAUAAUUUUCCUCCUAUUUUCGCUGUUUGUCGCAGCUAACUGUGAUCAGCUGUCGAUAGUUUAUGCACCGAAGGCCCUGGAAUUCCACGGCCACUCCCGGUUAGAUGCGGAAUCUGUGUCGGACGUUUUCGGUGCUGCCCUCGGUUAUUCCGUGUCCCACCCCACCGAAUGGGAUGGACUGACCGUGAAGGAUCCAUUCAAUAUGGCCAAUGGCGCCGUUGUGGUCGUUGCUGAGGGUCUGGAUGCCCUUCCGUUGGAUGGUGCUCAAACGUACGAAUUGUAUGGCGGAUCAGGAUCGGACUCGAUUGGAGAACUUGUUCAAAAGUCAGCUGACCACAAUGGCGUUAGCUUCGAGAUCGACCUGAAGGAAUCGUCCGACAGCUUCUCCACUCCGAUGGGCACUGUUCAACCAGAUGACGAUGAUGUUGAGCCUAAAUACCUGAAGCCAAAGUCGAACAAGGCCGAUUCGGAUUUCAUGCGCCAGAUUGCUUUUAUCAAUGGAUUGAGCGACUUGCUAGUGACCUCGACCGAUGAGAAUGUGCCAACCGUACACGUUGUCCGCAUGUCGUUUGAAGCUAUCCUGGCUGCACAUGAACCGUCCUCUCAGGCCGUGAUGGAAGCCAAGAAGCUCCUGGCAAAUGCUAUGCAGGAACUGCAAACUGCAGCGGAUAAGGCCUUCGAUGGAGCCGUUGUUGUUGGAUUGAUCACUUCUACCGAAGCUCCGUUGAUCCGCUCCAAACGACAGGCUGGUGAAACCGAAAAUGAUAAUCCGUUGAACCUUGCCCUGAAGUAUGAUAGCAACUACCCAGUGAUCUUCAACAUCAUCCUGUGGUUCAGCGUCAUUCUGGUUUUCUCACUGCUGGCCAUCUCGAUCGCCAUUGCCACCAUGGAUCCAGGCAGGGACUCCAUCAUCUACAGAAUGACUUCCACCAGGAUGAAGAAGGACAACUAAGCGUCCAUCAAUCAACACAUUUUACUUCAUCCCCCACAUCGGAUAGCCAAGCGAUGAGAUCUGUGUCAUUAGCGUGUCACUUGCGCCCUAAAAAGUAUUAGCUCAACAGUAAAUUAUCGAUCAAGCAGUGCAAAUAGCUUCUCUUCUUUUGUACCGUUGUAGUAAAUUAACCUCGGGAAGUAUUUGGAACUACGUAUGAAUAGAGCGAACAAAACUGUGGUUAUCAAUUCAUAUCUGUUACUGUGACUUGGCACGUAGCAGUUUAAGUAAGUACAAUUUGUAGGGAAGUGCAGUAAAUUGAUUAAAAUGUGUUACACUUCGCACACCAAAUCGUAUGUUUUCGUUGUUGUAAUUUUGAUUUUAAUUCCAAAAGUCUACCGUUAAAUAAAGGGAAACAUUCCAUCCCAGAAAACCAAACCAAUAAAAA